This is a messenger RNA of Exophiala mesophila, 1785 nucleotides long. RefSeq lists its product as uncharacterized. The record is from RefSeq and is a predicted model, not a curated record. The transcript has 2 exons. Gene Ontology annotation, molecular function: oxidoreductase activity, acting on paired donors, with incorporation or reduction of molecular oxygen; iron ion binding; heme binding. Bases 72 to 1673 code for a protein of 533 amino acids. Lineage: Eukaryota; Fungi; Ascomycota; Eurotiomycetes; Chaetothyriales; Herpotrichiellaceae.
CUCUACACAUGAGGAGACAUCGAGCAUUUAAUCAGCGGGAAACGCUCUCUGUUUAAUCAUCAUCCGAGACCAUGGCGAAACUCCCAGCUAUCGAAGUGGUGGCCAUUGAGGAACAUGGAACAGUGCUCGAGACUACGAUGCGCUAUGUUCUUUGGGCUAUAGUCGUUCUGAGCACGAUGAAAGCCCUGCUCUUCAUAUACCAGUCCUUGACAUCACCUCUACGCACGGUUCCUGGCCCGUUCCUAGCCCGCUUCGGUCGACUGUAUUACUUCUACCGGGUGGCACUAGGCCGCUGGGAACACGAUGACAUUGCCCUUCAUCGUCGGUAUGGUCCCGUGGUCCGCGUGGCCUCGGACAUGUACAGCAUCGAUUCGCCCGAAGUGGUCAAGAAGGUCUACGGAAUCGGCUCGAGGUUCGCAAAGGCUGACUGGUACGAGGCGUGGAAGCAUCCCAGUCCAGACCGAUGGACCUUGUUCCCAGAUCGAGAUAUGAAGAGACAUGGCGAAACGAGGAAAAGGUUUCAAGCCAUGUACUCCAUGUCCAGUCUGGUAAAUUACGAGGGUUAUGUGGAUGAAUGUGCUGAGAUAUUCGGCCAGCGGUUGACCGAGUUUGCUCACCAGAAGGAGGUUGUGGAUAUGGGGAAUUGGUUUCAGUUGUAUGCAUUUGAUGUAAUCGGCGACAUUACAUAUUCUCAAAGAUUUGGAUUCCUGGACAAAGGAGAAGAUAUUGCUGGCCUCUUGAAGGCUUUGCAUGGGGUGCUGCGAUAUGGAACAUUGGUUGGGAUCUAUGCCAGAUGGCACCCAUUUCUUUUUGCCAUUUCAGCCAGACUAGGAUGGGGCGGUGCGGCGGGUCGCAAUUAUUUGAUGCGCUAUGUCAACGAGAGGAUUAAACAGAGAAAAGAGGAGAGACAAGGUGGAAAGGAUGGCGAAAAGGAGCGAAUGGAAGUGAGAGAUGAAAACGCGCCGAUGGACUUUCUCGACAAAUUGAUGACGGCCAACGAGAAGGAUCCGGAAAAGGUCACAGCAUACCAUGUGUUCAUGAUGGGGGUGUCCAACAUCAUUGCUGGGUCGGAUACAACGGCGGUCAGUCUGUCAUCCAUCCUGUACAACCUUCUGAAGCACCCUCGAACCAUGGAGAAGCUCCGCAACGAGAUCGAAGAGCACGAGAGACAGGGUCGGUGUGGCAACCCCAACAUCUCGUUCAAGCAAAGUCAGGAGAUGCCUUAUUUGCAGGCCGUGAUGAAGGAGGCACUGCGAAUGCAUCCCGCAACAGGAUUGCCCAUGUGGAGGGAAGUUCCUGACGAGGGAGUCGAUAUCUGUGGACGUUUCUUCCCCGGUGGUACUCUGGUGGGCAUCAACAGCUGGUGUGCGCACUACAAUCGAGAGAUCUUUGGCCACGAUGCUGAUGUCUUUCGACCCGAGCGAUGGCUGGAGGUCGAGCAGGAAGGCGGCGAACAAUUCAAGGCGAUGGAAGGCUAUUGGAUGCCAUUUGGAUUAGGAUCGCGGACCUGCAUCGGACGACAUAUCUCUUUCCUCGAGAUGUCGAAGCUCAUCCCCCAGAUUGUCAGAAGAUUCCACUUUGAACUGGACAAUCCAAAUAAGGAAUGGCAGACCGAGAACAACUGGUUUGUCAAACCCAUCGAUUUCAGGGUGAGAGUGCAACUCAGAGAGUAGCCUUGAUUGAACAAGGUUAUGCAUCAAGUUUCAUUUACUGGGAGGCUGAAAAGGUGCAAAACCAACGGGGGUUGGAUAUGGUAUGCAUGGCUCGUGUGGAGAAGGAUGAUGG